Fundulus heteroclitus (mummichog) is the source of this 564-nucleotide messenger RNA. RefSeq names its product protein S100-A11. Bases 119 to 382 code for a protein of 87 amino acids. Lineage: Eukaryota; Metazoa; Chordata; Actinopteri; Cyprinodontiformes; Fundulidae. The transcript is spliced from 3 exons. The record is from RefSeq and is a predicted model, not a curated record. Gene Ontology annotation, molecular function: calcium ion binding; transition metal ion binding. Gene Ontology annotation, cellular component: perinuclear region of cytoplasm.
GAUUUAUCUUCUUUACCAGGAAACAUUGGCUUUAAAAAGGACAGAGAAGCUCUCUUACAGCACACCAACAACCAAACACACACCUGACCAGGUCCAUCUGUUUGACUUUCACCCGAUAAUGGAGUCUGCUAUUGGUGUGCUCGUGUCCCAGUUCAAGGCCUACGCUGGCAAAGAUGGUUCCUCUGACACACUGAGCAGGGACGAGUUUCAAAAACUGGUCAAAUCGGAGCUCUCCAACUUUGUCAAGAAUGCAAGUGACCCUGCUGCCGUUGACCAGCUCAUGAGUUCAUUGGACAUGAACAAUGAUGGAGAGCUGUGCUUCCUGGAGUUCUGGCAGCUGAUUGGGCGUCUGGCAAACAAGCAUGGGGGAUUCAGCCAAUAGAGUGUCCUCUAAUACUCUCUGUUUUUUUAAUAUAGUUUUAUGGGUGCUACUGAACUUUUGGUGUGCCAAAAAGAGAAAUCUUUCAAAAAUAAUAAUAAAAUAAUCACCUCAAACAGUUUCAUCUGCUGAAAAGUUCAAAGAGUCUCUUAAGUACACUAAUAAAACAAACUGUUUGCAAUUUA